Scedosporium apiospermum is the source of this 1341-nucleotide messenger RNA. RefSeq lists its product as uncharacterized. The coding region runs from base 1 to 1341 and encodes 446 amino acids. The record is from RefSeq and is a predicted model, not a curated record. The transcript has 3 exons. NCBI's taxonomy places the organism in Eukaryota, Fungi, Ascomycota, Sordariomycetes, Microascales, Microascaceae.
AUGGAGCUAAAGUCCCACGCCGCGGCUGCUUUCCAAUCCAUGCUCCGCCAGCCAGGGCCGCCGAUCUGGUCCAUUCAUCCCGAGGCCAUCGGCCACACCAGGCCCUACCUUGAAACCUUCCGCCAUGCCAUCCUUCCCAUCUUCCCGGUAACCACCCCGCAAGUGAUCGCGCGCAUCGAAAAGCUCAUUGACGAGGAAAGAUACCUCGACCUUGCCGCCGGGACCACCUUCAUCUACCAGGCCGCUGCAUUCGGCGCGCUCCAUCGGGCGUUGCAGAGUCCGGGUGAUCCAUGUCCCGCUCACUUGUCUAAGGUUGCCCAAUUCCGUCUCUGGGCCAGCCAAAGCGAGGGCAUGGAGAACCAGAAACAAUACGACUAUACCGGCACCGGGCUGCGGAACUUUGACCAUAUCAUGCUCUUCGCUUACUGGGAUGUUUUGGUUGGCAGCCGGGACGAGAUGAAUUACAGACGCAAUACAUUGGAGGAGAUCAUCAUGAACUUGAAGGAUACCAGGGGUGAAGAUGCAAUCCCGUUCGUCCUUUGCGGAGAAUUAAUAAGAGCACUUGGGUCGAAGAACAUGCGGCAGUAUGGGAGGAUGAUCAACAAGGUAUCGAUACCAAGACAGAAGUAUCAGGCCUACAGAACUCAACCAGACAUCGCCGCAAGCUUGGUCAACCGGUUAAGCAUCCUCAACUUCCAAGGCAACCUCUCCACCGACGCAGAUAAGACAGGGCACUUCGACUUCCUCACGCUCAACCAUGUGCAGCAGGCCCUUCCUCGAUUGCGGAUGCCUUAUCACUGCAACCCCGAGUCUCUCUUCAUUGUCGAGAGGAAAUAUGCGACCCUAUCGAGGUUUAUCACAUCACUCGGCAAUGUCUCCACGUCUUUCUACAUCACUGAAGGCACCGAGGUGUCACCAGAAGCUCAAGCUGCCCUGUGCAUAGCUCUCCAAACUUCCUUCUACGAAGCCAUCGCCAAGUCUCUCGCUGUGACAUUCGGGUUCAAGACGUAUCCUUCGGAGUUGGAAUAUGAGGUGCUUUGCAUGCUGGCCGAGAGAUGCCAGGCCAGUACCGGAUUCUAUCGGUUGUCUUCAAUCAACGGGGAGAUUUACGCUAUUGCCCGUCUACAUGAGCUUUAUAAGCGGGAUCCGAGCCGUGUGAACUUACAGAAUGUGUCUCGUUUGCAGCAGCGAUUCUUUGACUUCCUAAAACGAAUAACCCCAAGGAAUACCAGCCGUCCUCCGAAAGUGCGGUCCCAUGAGCCACCGCAUGAAAUCUCAGAUCCCGAGGAUGAGCACAGGCCCAGCAAGCGCCGCAAGGUCUUUGCACAGGCUCGGAGAUGA